Messenger RNA from Suhomyces tanzawaensis NRRL Y-17324, 407 nucleotides. Its product is annotated as mitochondrial 37S ribosomal protein uS13m. Gene Ontology annotation, biological process: translation. The coding region runs from base 1 to 369 and encodes 122 amino acids. Gene Ontology annotation, cellular component: ribosome; mitochondrion; small ribosomal subunit. Gene Ontology annotation, molecular function: RNA binding; structural constituent of ribosome. The record is from RefSeq and is a predicted model, not a curated record. Lineage: Eukaryota; Fungi; Ascomycota; Pichiomycetes; Serinales; Debaryomycetaceae. The transcript has 2 exons.
AUGGCUGUCCACAUUUUCGGUAAACACGUCAAGCACAACAGUUUGGUUAGCCAUGGCUUGAAGAAGGCUAUCUUUGGUAUUGGAUACCACACAGCAGAAAGAAUCUGUGCCAAGGUCGGAUUGUACCCACAAAUGAGAAUGAACCAAUUAUCUGAACCCCAAAUUAUGGACUUGAACAAGGAAGUUUCUGAAAUGAUGGUCGAGGGUCAAUUAAAGCAAAAGAUAAAUAAUGACAUCCAGCUCAAGAGAGACACCGGUUCUUACGCUGGUUACAGACACGCCAACAGCUUACCAGUUCGUGGUCAAGGUACCAGAUCUAACGGUCAAACCGCUAAGAGAUUGAACAAGAUUCCAAGAUACAAGAUCUAAUCAGGUUAAUGUCAGUUCCAACUAGGGUGUCCCUCAAA